AUGAAUGGUGCUGCUGUUGUGCUUUGCUGCUUGAGCAGCCUGUUCCUGGUAACGGCGCCCGUCGUGGCUGACCCCCCUCCACUCUCUCCUGUUAGCAAUGUUCAUGAAGUGUCAACGAACAUUGAAACACAAGAGAAAGCCACGAUGUAUACGGUUACAUUUGCGCACUUGCCGCUGUACGUGACAGGUGACGACUUCGACGUGCACAUCAUAGGCAACCGGGUGCUGAAGGUGAUUGUCGGUGGCACAAACUAUGAUUGGUUCUUCAAGCUGGCUGAGCCAAUUCCUGACGACAUAACGCUAAAGCCGCCAAUAGAGACAGAGCGGCUAGAGGGAGAUUUUACUGGGGCCGUGUGGAAAGUGUCCGUGCUCGUGCCAAAGAAUUACUACGCAGCAGCUCCUGCCCCGCCCCAAGGAACGAGCGCAGGCGAAGCUGGCGGACGGGGCACUCCCGCUACGCCGGAACAACCGCUUGCUUUUGCUCCUCCGACUUUCGGCUCUAGUAUUACCAGCCAAGCGCACGAACUAUUCGGGGGGGCAGCCGCCCCUGCAUCACGAGCUAGGAGGCGCCCGGUUCCAGACCGAAGGGCACCAGAGCUCUAUCCUCCGCCGAUGUUCGACGGCUGA
Messenger RNA from Besnoitia besnoiti, 627 nucleotides. RefSeq lists its product as uncharacterized. The transcript is spliced from 7 exons. NCBI's taxonomy places the organism in Eukaryota, Apicomplexa, Conoidasida, Eucoccidiorida, Sarcocystidae. Bases 1 to 627 code for a protein of 208 amino acids. The record is from RefSeq and is a predicted model, not a curated record.